AUGCCUUCCGCCAUCUCACCACCAGCAUUUGCGCCUCUCAAGGAUAGUGCGCUGUUCAAAUCGUGGAAACUCGGCAAUAUUACGCUUGAACAUAAGCUGGUCCAGGCUCCACUGACAAGAAUGAGAUGCCUGAAGAACGCCGAGGGUGUAAACGUUCCCUCUGAUCUCAUGGUUGAAUACUAUGGUCAGAGAGCCAGUAAAGGAGGUCUCCAGCUUACAGAGGCGACCGAUAUCUCACGUUACGCGAGUGGAUACCCAGGGGUUCCUGGUGUCUUCUCUGACGAGCAGCUUGCUGCUUGGAAACGUGUGACUGAUGCCGUACACGCUAAGGGCGGAUAUAUCUUCUGCCAGUUGUGGCAUACUGGACGCGCCUCGCCAACUGGACUUCUCAAUGGUCAAACUCCGCUUAGUGCCAGCGAUAUCCCAAUCUCUGGCAAAGCUCUCGACGGUACGGACUUCAGCGCCACACCACCCAAGCCCAUGACCGAGGAGGAGAUUGCUGAGGUGGUCGCGGACUUUGGCAAGGCCGCCAGAAACGCCAUCGAUGCAGGAUUUGACGGAGUUGAGAUCCAUGGUGCCAACGGCUACUUGUUGGAUCAAUUCCUACACGACAAUGUUAAUGUCAGAACUGAUGCGUAUGGCGGCUCUAUCGAGAACCGUUGCAGAUUCCCCCUCCAAGUCGUAAGAUCAGUAUGCGAGGCUGUCGGUUCGCAUCGUGUCGGCAUUCGACUUUCUCCUUACAACUAUUUCCAGGACACGAAGGACAGUGAUCCCAACUCACACUGGGCCUAUCUCUGUGAACAACUUGCUGCACUUCCUCAAGACCACAGACCAGUAUAUGUCCACAGCGUGGAGCCACGAUUCGACGAAGUGCUCGACGAGAAGGCAAAGAUGGAUGCCUUGUCCGCGUAUGGUUCUGGUAAUGGUGUCGAAGCAGAAGCUACUCGCAAGAUCGGCCAUUCUUUGGUACCAUUCCAAAGGAUCUUGUCCAAAGCCGGUAUCAAGUUUUUCGCCGCUGGUGCUUACACGCGCGAUAAUGCUGUGCCUAAACUUGAAGCUGGCGACGCGGACGCAAUAGUUAUGGGAAGAUGGUUCAUCGCAAACCCGGAUCUACCAAGACGAUUGGCCGAAGGUCUCUCUCUCAACCAGUAUGAUAGAAGUACCUUCUACGGCGCGUCUCCACCGGAAAAGGGAUACACGGAUUACCCUUUCUUCCCAGGUGGUGCUGAGGUGGCGGCGUGA
Molecule: messenger RNA, 1242 nt
Organism: Aureobasidium melanogenum CBS 110374
Lineage: Eukaryota; Fungi; Ascomycota; Dothideomycetes; Dothideales; Saccotheciaceae
Product: FMN-linked oxidoreductase
Exons: 2
Coding region: 1-1242 (413 amino acids)
Molecular function (GO): NADPH dehydrogenase activity; FMN binding
Source: RefSeq, a predicted model, not a curated record